Messenger RNA from Folsomia candida, 1499 nucleotides. RefSeq names its product cytochrome c oxidase assembly protein COX18, mitochondrial. The record is from RefSeq and is a predicted model, not a curated record. The transcript has 6 exons. Gene Ontology annotation, biological process: mitochondrial respiratory chain complex IV assembly; protein insertion into mitochondrial inner membrane from matrix. The coding region runs from base 198 to 1316 and encodes 372 amino acids. Gene Ontology annotation, molecular function: membrane insertase activity. Gene Ontology annotation, cellular component: mitochondrial inner membrane. NCBI's taxonomy places the organism in Eukaryota, Metazoa, Arthropoda, Collembola, Entomobryomorpha, Isotomidae.
AUCUCUGUAAACAGAGUCACGUGCACACAGCGCGCCAACGAGUACGAAAAGUUAUAACAUAAAUACAAAAAAUUAUUUUCAGUGUUUUUCAUUUUUCUAGUCACUGUUUUGGAGAAACGUGUUUCAAAUAUGUGCGUGUGACUGGAGAAAGUAUGACUUGCACAUGAGUGCAGAUUGACGACGCUCCCUCCUUAAACAUGUAUUCCACGCUGGUGAGGAUUCAAGGACCGCUGUCCACGAUGACCUUAUCGAAAAGAAUUCCCGGUCUGACCAAAGCGUAUAGUACUAUCGCUACAUUUUCCUCACAUCGUCCAAUGAUAAUUAGGAGAUCGUCCAGGCUUCAGAUGUGCAGCUCUAUGGUGUUAUCAAGACUUGCUUCUACUUCAAGUGGAAUUAGUUUAGAAAGUACACAAAGUGUACCUAUCCCCGUUAAUGGUACACCUCCUAAUUUACUGGAACUGAUGGAUUUGCAUGCUACGACUUUGACCGGGACAAUAUUUUCCGACACUGGUCCUGUUAUAAUGACUGCAGAUUUUCUCUGUUACCUAAAAGAUAUUGAUGGUUUGAGUUGGGUUCAGGUCAUUCUGUGCACCACAGUUAUCAUCCGGGUUCUGACCGGUUUGCCAAUUGCUAUUGCUCAACAGAGAUCUAUCAAGCGACUUGAAGACGUAAAACCCAAAGCAAUACAGCUUGCUGAAGAUAUAAAGAAAGAAAUUGGAUUUGCAAUACGGAAAUUCGGGUGGGAUGAGAAGACUGCUAAAACUCAGUUUAGAAAAGCCUACAAGAAACACUGGCGGAGGCUUAUGGAGGAGCACAAUUGUCAUCCCAUGAAAUCAAUAUCUUUAGCACUGAUUCAAAUACCAGUGUGGAUUUGCUUCUCAAGUGCACUAAGAAAUAUAGUUUUUGGGCUUCCAUUACCACGAACUGAAGAACAAGCGGAAAGAUGGUACGGAAUGUUCCAAGAAGGCACCCCUUGGAUUGAAAAUUUAACAGUCAGUGAUCCUUAUGUGCUACCAGGAAUAUUUCUAACUGCGAAUCUAGUCAAUAUUUAUCUUCAUUCGAGAAAUCGACCUUCUGUUCCUGUCCAAUCCAAAUUGCAAACAGCUCUUCCAUGGAUUUUUUCAGGUGGAAUUGUGUGUAUUUCGGUGCUAGCCUGUUAUGUGCCAUCUGCCGUUACUUUGUACUGGGCGACUUCAAGCACAGUUGCUUUAACACAAAAUGUGGUGUUGAUGCAUCCAGGAUUAAGAAAGAUCCUUAGAAUGCCUGCUUUUUCAUCUGCCACACCUCAAACACCUUCAAUUACUGCAAAACCUUGACAAGCAGAUUCAUCUCAAGUUUUUAAUGUUAUAUUUCUACUUAAUAAUUUAUUUUAUAAAAAUAGUAAUGUGAUAACCAAGCAAAGAUCUAGUAAUUUCAUUAUUUGUACUGUAGAAUCAAAACCAAUUUUUAAUGCUAUUCUCUGAAAUUUAUAAUAAAAUAAAAUGAGUUCAAUUGUUAAA